This is a messenger RNA of Pistacia vera, 1514 nucleotides long. RefSeq names its product short integuments 2, mitochondrial. The transcript has 9 exons. Gene Ontology annotation, cellular component: mitochondrion. Gene Ontology annotation, molecular function: GTP binding; GTPase activity. The record is from RefSeq and is a predicted model, not a curated record. Bases 226 to 1350 code for a protein of 374 amino acids. Lineage: Eukaryota; Viridiplantae; Streptophyta; Magnoliopsida; Sapindales; Anacardiaceae.
AGUCUUAGAGGGGGUCUUUGCAUCUCAUAUCGAAACACAACAAAGCUAACUCUGUAAAUAGUAAAAACAAAGUUCAGAUUUUAAUCUUUUAUCUCUCAGUAUCUUGCGAUUACCAACCUAUCUUUCCUCUCCAUUGUCUACUUCCAUCUCUCUCGCGAAGCAACAUUGAACUUUUCGCCAUUACAACACCUGACAUUUUUGGUCUCUAAAGUUUGAAUUGAAGUGAUGGGGGUGAAGAAAAUAAUAGUAAAGAAAGCAUUGGGAGAAAUGGGGUUCGCUAAAGAUGGUGGAAUCAUCAACUGGUUCCCAGGCCACAUGGCUGCCGCUACUCGAGCCAUUAAAAACCGUCUCAAAGUCUCCGACCUCGUCAUUGAAGUCCGCGAUGCUCGGAUUCCUUUGUCUUCGGCCCACCCAGAUUUACAGCCUCAGCUCUCUGCCAAACGCCGUGUCAUUGCUCUCAACAAGAAAGACUUAGCCAAUCCCAAUAUUUUGAAUAAAUGGGUACGCUAUUUUGAUUUGUGCAAGCAAGAUUGCAUUGCAAUUAACGCUCAUAGUAGGAGUUCUGUUAAAAAGCUUCUUGAUCUUGUGGAGUUAAAACUGAAGGAAGUGAUUGCAAGGGAACCUACACUCCUUGUUAUGGUGGUGGGUGUUCCUAAUGUUGGGAAAUCUGCUUUAAUCAAUUCAGUCCAUCGAAUUGCUUUGUCUCGCUUUCCUGUGCAAGAGAAGACAAAGAGAGCCACAGUAGGUCCAUUGCCUGGUGUCACUCAAGAUAUUGCAGGAUUCAAGAUUGCCCAUCGGCCUAGCAUAUAUGUUUUAGACACGCCAGGUGUGUUAGUUCCAAGUAUCCCAGAUAUUGAAACAGGGUUAAAGCUAGCUCUUGCAGGGUCCGUUAAAGAUUCGGUGGUAGGUGAAGAGCGCAUCACUCAAUACUUACUGGCAAUAUUAAAUAUUCGAGGCACCCCCCUUCAUUGGAGCCACUUGAGUAAUAGAACUGAAGUGUCUCAAAACGAAUCUGAUGGCAAACAUGAGUAUAAUCUUAAAGACCUUCGUCAAAAGAGGAGAAAACCACCUGACAUUUCAGAUGUGCUCUACAUUGAGGAUCUUGUAACAGAAGUCCGGCGGUCAUUAUAUGAAACUCUGAAUGAAUUCAAAGGUAAUGUAGAAGAUGAGAAUGACUUGGAGAGUCUCAUAGAACAGCAGUUCGAAGUACUACAGAAGGCCUUGAAGAUACCUCAUAAAGCAUCUGAAGCUCGGUUGAUGGUAUCAAAAAAGUUCCUUACUUUAUUUAGGACUGGUAAACUAGGUCCUUUCAUUCUCGAUGAUGUUCCUGAUUCUAACUCUAGCUUGUGAUAUCCUUCCAGGAAGUUAACAUAGCCCCCUUCCUCUUUCAGUCGAAUGUUCUUAGGGUGUGUUUCGUUCAGGGAAUGUUAGAUUAUAGGGAAUGUUAGAUUAUUAAAAUCUUAUAUUACCUUGAAGAUUACUGGGAAUCUUUAGAAAAAUGUAUUUGGUUAGUU